AUGCCAAGCAAGUUCAGCAGAGCAAUUCUUGCAGUGAGAAAUCAAACAUGCAUCAGCCUCUCCCAGAUUGUUAACACCAAUUCCUCCAAUCUCGAUGCGGCGGUUCUCAAGGCCACCACUCGCCAUCCCGAGCCUGCCGACCAACGUUACGUCGAUGAAAUCCUUCAGACCAUCUCGUCCAACAAGCUCAACGCUGCCAUUUGCGCCAACGCCAUUGCUAAAAGGAUUGGGAAAACAAAUAACUGGGUUGUUGCCCUCAAAUCUUUGAUGCUCCUCCUUCGGAUUUUUCAAGACGGUGACCCUUUUUUCCCUCAAGAAGUGGUGCACGCGAGGAGCCGUGGGGCGAAGAUUCUGAACCUCACCACUUUCAAAGACAACUCCCAUUCCAGCCCUUACGAUUACACUGCUUUCGUGAGGGCGUUUGCGUUUUAUCUCGAUCAGCGUUUGGAUUGCUUCAUUACAGGGAAGCAGGUUCGACGAAGCCGCCGAGUUAACCAACAACCUGUCCAAGAAAUGAAGCCGAUGAUGUUGCUUGAUAGGCUUUCGUAUUGGCAACGGUUGCUCGAUCAAGCCAUUGCCACGAAGCCAACGGCUGCGGCCAAGAACAACCGGCUGGUUCAGUUUUCUCUUAAAGCCAUCGUCCGGGAAAGCUUCGAUCUUUAUCGGGACAUCUCCGAUGGACUCGGUCUUCUGUUAAAUAGUUUCUUCCAUUUGCAGCAUCAAUCGCGCAUCAAUGCAUUUCAAUACUGUGUCAAAGCAACGAGACAGUUCGAACAGCUUUCCUCCUUUUAUGAUUAUUGUAAGGAUCUUGGAAUCGGGAAAAUUUCGGAGUAUCCUAGAGUGCAACAGAUAUCCGAUGAGUUAAUGGAGACAUUGCGAGAAUUCUUGAAAGACCAAGCUUCGUUACCCUCUCAACAUGGUUCGGAAUGCAUGUCAUUGGAAGAUUUGAUGUAUCAAACAGAAUGUGAUGAACCGAUAAGUCCGUCUUUCUUGCCGGGGCAUUAUUCGGAGGUGGCCGAGGAACAGUGCAAUGAACAAGAAGAUAUGUAUAAUGUUCAUGAAACCGGUUCGAACCAUUCAUUGCCUAUUCAGACUAGUGUGACUAUAGAUUUUGGAUCGUUCGAUGAUUGGCUGAUGGGUGAUAUUAAAUCCCAAGUGCUACAGAGUUCAGCAAUGGUGGAUUCCACUAAUGGUGGUGACUCUUUGUUUGACAACUCGGUUCAACAAGAUCAUAAACAAGAACAAGGUUUUGAAAAUGGAGCUAAUGGUCUUUCCCUUCUCGGCAACUGGGUCGAAGAAUACCAAAGCAAAGAAGCUUCUCAAAAUGGAGCCAAGGGUCAUUCAUUUGUCAAUGAUAAUCUUCAAGGAAAUGAACUGCAUGAGCAAGAUCAUCUCAAUGUAACCAAGGGCCAUUCGUAUUUCGAUGACUAUCAAUUUGUAGGAAAUGGCCACUCCUUGUUCGUCGACGAUUGGCUCCGGGAUGAUAGAAAGGAUCCCGAAGAACAGCAGCGAACUUCGGCACUGAAUUCGAGCAAUGAUGGUUGCAAGGAAGGAUGGGAGCUUGUGUUAGCAGAAGCCACACCACAACCUGCACAAACUUCUCAACAUUUAGCCUAUGGAAUUGAGCCCUCUAUGGCUAUUGUUCUAUUUGAUCGAAGGCCAAUAGUACCACAACGCGCAUUCAAUCCAUUUCUUGAAGAUGAAGCAGAUUUAUCACCAUACAUUGCAACCACUGCUAUCAAUACCACUAUAGCUUUUCCUGUUGAGUUCUCAAUGGCACCGACAUUUCAGGCAGCGCCACCAACUUUCUCCAUUCAAGAUCCUAACAAAAUGGCCAGACCGACAUUUCAGGCCACACAGACUUCUCUCUCUGAGGAUAAUUAUAGAACGACAGUAGCGUUUCAAGAUAACGUAAGUGACGACGAUGACCCUUUCGCCCCAUGGCCUACCAUGAAAGAAAGCAAUAAUGCUUCUUUUAAUGGGUCAGAUGAUCAGGAAAAUCUGUUACUUCAACAAGAGCUGUGGCUGCAGAACCAAAACAAGAUUCUGAAUAAAGCUGCGUAUUCGUUCUGUAAAUAA
Hibiscus syriacus is the source of this 2079-nucleotide messenger RNA. Its product is annotated as clathrin coat assembly protein AP180-like. Lineage: Eukaryota; Viridiplantae; Streptophyta; Magnoliopsida; Malvales; Malvaceae. Bases 1 to 2079 code for a protein of 692 amino acids. The record is from RefSeq and is a predicted model, not a curated record. Gene Ontology annotation, biological process: clathrin-dependent endocytosis; vesicle budding from membrane; clathrin coat assembly. Gene Ontology annotation, cellular component: clathrin-coated pit; clathrin-coated vesicle. The transcript has a single exon. Gene Ontology annotation, molecular function: 1-phosphatidylinositol binding; clathrin heavy chain binding; SNARE binding.